AUGGCUCUGAGGAGCGGCGGGCGGGGGCGCGCGGAGCCGGGCGCUGACGGCGAAGUGGGCCGGGAUGACGGCUCCUCUUCCUCAGUCUCCGCACUCAAGCGCCUGGAACGGAGUCAGUGGACGGACAAGAUGGAUUUGCGGUUUGGCUUUGAGCGGCUGAAGGAGCCUGGUGAGAAAACCGGCUGGCUCAUCAACAUGCAUCCCACUGAGAUCUUAGAUGAAGAUAAACGUUUAGUCAGUGCGGUGGAUUACUACUUUAUUCAGGACGAUGGGAGCAGAUUUAAGGUGGCCCUGCCCUAUAAACCAUAUUUCUACAUUGCAACCAGAAAGGGUUGUGAGCGAGAAGUUUCAUCUUUUCUUUCCAAGAAGUUUCAGGGUAAAAUUGCAAAAGUAGAGACUGUCCCCAAAGAGGAUCUGGACUUGCCAAAUCACUUAGUGGGUUUGAAGCGAAAUUACAUCAAGCUAUCCUUCCACACGGUGGAGGAUCUUGUCAAAGUGAGGAAGGAGAUUUCCCCUGCUGUGAAGAAGAACCGGGAGCAGGACCAUGCCAGCGAUGCAUACACAGCUAUGCUCUCCAGUGUUCUGCAAGGGGGCAGUGUGAUCACCGAUGAAGAGGAGGCCUCUAAGAAGAUAGCCGACCAGCUGGACAACAUCGUGGACAUGCGCGAGUACGACGUCCCCUACCACAUCCGCCUCUCCAUUGACCUGAAGAUCCAUGUGGCUCAUUGGUACAACGUCAGACACCGAGGGAAUGCUUUGCCCAUGGAAAUCACCCGCCGAGAUGACCUCGUCGAACGACCUGAUCCUGUGGUUUUGGCAUUUGACAUUGAGACAACCAAACUACCUCUCAAGUUUCCUGACGCCGAGACAGACCAGAUUAUGAUGAUUUCCUACAUGAUCGAUGGACAGGGCUACCUCAUCACCAACAGGGAGAUCGUUUCAGAAGAUAUUGAAGAUUUUGAGUUUACCCCCAAGCCGGAAUAUGAAGGGCCCUUUUGUGUCUUUAAUGAGCCCGAUGAGGUUCAUCUGAUCCAAAGGUGGUUUGAACACGUCCAGGAGACCAAGCCCACCAUCAUGGUCACCUACAAUGGGGACUUUUUUGACUGGCCGUUUGUGGAGGCCAGGGCGGCAGUGUACGGCCUGAGCAUGCACCAGGAGAUAGGCUUCCAGAAGGACAGCCAGGGAGAGUACAAGGCGCCCCAAUGCAUCCACAUGGACUGCCUCAGGUGGGUGAAGAGGGACAGUUAUCUUCCCGUGGGCAGCCACAACCUCAAGGCAGCUGCCAAGGCCAAGCUGGGCUACGACCCUGUGGAGCUGGACCCUGAGGACAUGUGCCGGAUGGCCACGGAGCAGCCCCAGACUCUGGCCACGUAUUCCGUGUCAGACGCUGUUGCCACCUACUAUCUGUACAUGAAGUACGUCCACCCCUUCAUAUUCGCUCUGUGUACCAUCAUCCCCAUGGAGCCUGAUGAGGUGCUCCGGAAGGGCUCGGGCACGCUGUGCGAGGCCCUGCUGAUGGUCCAGGCCUUCCAUGCCAACAUCAUCUUCCCCAACAAGCAGGAGCAGGAGCUCAACAAGCUGACGGCUGACGGCCACGUGCUGGAUGCAGAGACCUACGUAGGGGGCCACGUGGAGGCCCUCGAGUCUGGCGUCUUCCGCAGCGACAUCCCCUGCCGGUUCCGGAUGAACCCUGCUGCCUUUGACUUCCUGCUGCAGCGGGUGGAGAAGACCAUGCGCCAUGCCAUCGAGGAGGAGGAGAAGGUGUCUGUGGAGCAGGUCACCAACUUUCAAGAGGUGUGUGAUGAGAUCAAGACCAAGCUCACCUCCCUGAAGGAUGUUCCUAACCGGAUUGAGUGUCCCCUCAUCUACCACCUGGACGUGGGAGCCAUGUACCCCAACAUCAUCCUGACGAACCGCCUGCAGCCCUCUGCCAUGGUAGACGAGGCCACCUGUGCCGCCUGCGACUUCAACAAGCCGGGAGCGAACUGCCAGAGGAAGAUGGCCUGGCAGUGGAGGGGCGAGUUCAUGCCGGCCAGUCGCAGUGAAUACCACCGGAUCCAGCACCAGCUGGAGUCAGAGAAGUUUCCCCCCUUGUUCCCGGAGGGACCGGCUCGAGCCUUUCAUGAGCUGUCCCGUGAGGAACAGGCUAAAUACGAGAAGAAGAGGCUGGCGGAUUACUGCCGGAAAGCCUACAAGAAGAUCCACAUCACCAAGGUGGAGGAGCGCAUCACCACCAUCUGCCAACGGGAAAACUCCUUCUACGUGGACACGGUGCGCGCCUUCCGGGACAGACGCUAUGAGUUCAAAGGGCUCCACAAGGUGUGGAAGAAGAAGCUCUCGGCGGCGGUGGAGGCAGGCGAUGCGGCCGAGGUGAAGCGCUGCAAGAACAUGGAGGUCCUGUACGACUCGCUGCAGCUGGCGCACAAGUGCAUCCUCAACUCCUUCUACGGCUACGUCAUGCGCAAGGGGGCUCGCUGGUACUCCAUGGAGAUGGCAGGCAUCGUCUGCUUCACGGGGGCCAACAUCAUCACCCAGGCGCGCGAGCUGAUCGAGCAGAUCGGGAGGCCGCUAGAACUGGACACAGAUGGGAUAUGGUGCGUCCUGCCCAACAGCUUCCCAGAAAAUUUUGUCCUCAAAACAACCAACGCGAAGAAGCCCAGGGUGACCAUCUCCUACCCUGGGGCCAUGCUGAACAUCCUGGUCAAGGAAGGCUUCACCAACCACCAGUACCAGGAGCUGGCCGAGCCGUCCUCACUCACCUACGUCACCCGUUCAGAAAACAGCAUCUUUUUUGAGGUGGAUGGACCCUACCUUGCCAUGAUCCUUCCAGCCUCCAAGGAAGAAGGCAAGAAACUGAAGAAGAGAUACGCUGUAUUCAAUGAAGAUGGUUCCCUGGCUGAGCUCAAGGGCUUCGAGGUCAAACGCCGUGGGGAACUGCAGCUGAUCAAGAUCUUCCAGUCCUCGGUGUUUGAGGCCUUUCUCAAGGGCAGCACGCUGGAAGAGGUGUAUGGCUCGGUAGCCAAGGUGGCCGACUACUGGCUGGACGUGUUGUACAGCAAGGCGGCUAACAUGCCUGAUUCAGAGCUGUUCGAGCUGAUCUCUGAGAACCGUUCCAUGUCUCGGAAGCUGGAAGAUUAUGGGGAGCAGAAGUCUACGUCCAUCAGCACGGCGAAGCGCCUGGCUGAGUUCCUGGGAGACCAGAUGGUCAAGGACGCGGGGCUGAGCUGCCGCUACAUCAUCUCCCGCAAGCCCGAGGGCUCUCCUGUCACCGAGAGGGCUAUCCCACUUGCCAUCUUCCAGGCAGAGCCCACAGUGAGGAAGCACUUUCUCCGGAAAUGGCUUAAGAGCUCUUCCCUUCAAGACUUUGAUAUUCGGACAAUCCUGGAUUGGGACUACUACAUCGAGAGGCUGGGAAGCGCCAUCCAGAAGAUCAUCACAAUCCCCGCAGCUUUGCAGCAGGUGAAGAACCCAGUGCCACGCGUCAAACACCCUGACUGGCUGCACAGAAAACUGCUGGAGAAGAAUGACAUCUACAAGCAGAAGAAGAUCAGUGAGCUCUUCGUCCUGGAGGGCAGGAGACAGGUCGUGAUGGCCCAGGCCCCAGAGGGCAGUCCCAGGCCCAGCGUUGCUGACAUGGAGGACUUCGGCCUCACACAGCUGCCCCACCCAGCAGUGCCCGUGGCUACGAAGAGGAAGCGAGUCCUUUGGGAGAGCCAAGAGGAAUCUCAGGACCUCGCACUGACUGUGCCCUGGCAGGAGAUCUUGGGGCAGCCACCAGCCCUGGGGACCACCCAGGCUGAGUGGCUGGUCUGGCUCGGGUUCCAUAAGAAGAAGUGGCAGCUGCAGGCCCGGCAGCGCCUCGCCCGCAGGAAGAGGCAGCGUCUGGAGUCGGGGAGCAUGCUGAGGCCUGGGGCCAUCCGAGACGGGCCUGCCACAGGGCUGGGGAGCUUUUUGCGAAAAACUGCCCGCAGCGUUUUGGACCUUCCUUGGCAGAUUGUGCAGAUCAGCGAGACCAGCCAGGCUGGCCUCUUCCGGCUGUGGGCCGUCAUUGGCAGUGACCUGCACUGCAUCAAGCUGAGCAUUCCUCGAGUGUUCUACGUGAACCAGCGGGUGGCCAAAGCAGAGGACGGGCCUUCGUAUCGCAAGGUAAAUCGAGUCCUUCCUCGCUCCAACGUGGUCUAUAAUCUCUACGAGUAUUCAGUGCCGGAAGACAUGUACCAGGAACACAUCAACGAGAUCAACACCGAGCUGUCGGCACCCGACAUCGAGGGUGUAUAUGAGACUCAGGUCCCAUUGUUGUUCCGGGCCCUGGUGCAGCUGGGCUGUGUGUGUGUCGUCAAUAAACAGCUGGUCAGACACCUUUCAGGCUGGGAAGCAGACACCUUUGCUCUCGGGCACCUGGAGAUGCGUUCUCUGGCCCAGUUCAGCUACCUGGAACCAGGGAGCAUCCGCCACAUCUACCUGUAUCACCACUCGCAGGGCCACAAAGCACUCUUUGGGCUCUUCAUCCCCUCACAGCGCAGAGCAUCCGUGUUUGUGUUGGACACCGUGCGCAGCAACCAGAUGCCCAGCCUCAGCGCCCUGUACUCAGCAGAGCACAGCCUCCUGCUGGACAGGGUGGGCCCUGAGCUCCUGCCGCCUUCCAAGCACACGUUUGAAGUUCGGGCUGAAACUGACCUGAAGACCAUCUGCAGAGCUAUCCAGCGCUUCCUUCUUGCCUACAAGGAGGAGCGCCGGGGGCCCACACUCAUUGCUGUUCAGUCCAGCUGGGAGCUGAGGAGGCUGGCCAGUGAGGUCCCCAUCUUGGAGGAAUUCCCACUGGUGCCUAUCCGCGUGGCUGACAAGAUCAGCUAUGGUGUCCUGGACUGGCAACGCCAUGGCGCACGCCGCAUGAUCCGGCACUACCUCAACCUGGACACCUGCCUGUCACAGGCCUUCGAGAUGAGCAGGUACUUUCACAUUCCCAUUGGGAACCUGCCAGAGGACAUCUCCACCUUUGGCUCCGACCUCUUCUUUGCCCGCCACCUCCAGCGCCACAACCACCUGCUAUGGCUGUCCCCGACGGCCCGCCCUGACCUGGGUGGGAAGGAGGCCGACGAUAACCGCCUGGUCAUGGAGUUCGAUGACCGAGCCAGCGUGGAGAUCAACAGCUCAGGCUGUUACUCCACAGUAUGCGUGGAGCUGGACCUUCAGAACCUGGCCGUCAACACCAUCCUCCAGUCCCACCAUGUCAACGACAUGGAGGGUGCCGACAGCAUGGGCAUCAGCUUCGACGUGAUCCAGCAGGCCUCCCUGGAGGACAUGAUCACAGGCGGUCAGGCUGCCAGCGCCCCAGCCAGCUAUGACGAGACGGCCCUCUGCUCUAACACCUUCAGGAUCCUGAAGAGCAUGGUGGUAGGCUGGGUGAAGGAGAUCACGCAGUACCACAACAUCUACGCGGACAACCAGGUCAUGCACUUCUACCGCUGGCUUCGCUCGCCAUCCUCUCUGCUUCACGACCCUGCCCUGCACCGGACGCUCCAUAACAUGAUGAAGAAGCUCUUCCUGCAGCUCAUCGCUGAGUUCAAGCGCCUAGGGUCAUCGGUCAUCUAUGCCAACUUCAACCGCAUCAUCCUCUGCACGAAGAAGCGCCGAAUCGAAGAUGCCAUUGCCUACGUGGAGUACAUCACCAGCAGCAUCCAUUCUAAGGACAUCUUCCAUUCCCUGACGAUUUCUUUCUCUCGAUGCUGGGAAUUUCUCCUCUGGAUGGAUCCUUCUAACUACGGUGGAAUUAAAGGGAAGGUUUCACCCAGUGUUCACUGUGGACAGCAAGACUCCCAGGAAGGGGAGGGAGCGGAGGGCCAGCAGGAGAGUGAGGAGGAGGAGGAAGAGGAGAAGGAGGAGGAAGAUGUGGAGGAACCCGACGACGUGGAGGAGCUACUGGAGAACAACUGGAACAUUCUGCAGUUUUUGCCGCAGGCAGCCUCCUGCCAAAGCUACUUCCUCAUGAUUGUGUCAGCGUACAUCGUGGCUGUGUACCACAGCAUGAAGGACGGGCUGAGGCGCAGCGCCCCGGGGAGCACCCCCAUGAAGAGGAGGGGUGCCAGCCAGUUCUCCCAGGAGGCUGAGGGGGCGGCCGGAGCACUCCCAGGGAUGAUCACCUUCUCUCAAGACUAUGUAGCAAACGAACUCACUCAAAGCUUCUUCACCAUCACACAGAAGAUUCAAAAGAAAGUCACAGGCUCUCGGAACUCGACCGAGCUCUCCGAAAUGUUUCCUCACCUCCCUGGUUCUCACCUGCCGCUCAAUAACCCUGCUCUGGAGUUCAUCAAAUACGUGUGCAAGGUGCUGUCCCUAGACACGAACAUCACGAACCAGGUGAACAAGCUCAACCGAGACCUGCUGCGCCUGGUGGAUGUCGGCGAGUUCUCUGAGGAGGCCCAGUUCAGAGACCCCUGCCACUCCUACGUGCUCCCCGAGGUCAUCUGCCACAGCUGCAAUUUCUGCAGAGACCUGGACUUGUGCAAGGACUCCUCCUUCUCUCAGGAUGGGGCCGUCUUGCCUCAGUGGCUCUGCUCCAACUGUCAGGCAGCCUACGACUCCUCUGCCAUCGAGAUGGCCCUGGUGGAAGCCCUACAGAGGAAGCUGAUGGCCUUCACCCUACAGGACCUGGUCUGCCUGAAGUGCCAUGGCGUGAAGGAGACCAACAUGCCCGUGCACUGCGGCUGCGCAGGGGACUUCGCCCUCACCAUCCACACUCAGGUCUUCAUGGAGCAGAUUAGGAUCUUCCAGAACAUCGCCCAGCACUACGGCAUGUCGUACCUCCUGGAGACCCUGGAGUGGCUGCUGCAGAAGAACCCUCGGCUGGGCCAGUAGCCAGCCCCAGGCUCGUGGGACACCAGCAGCCAGGCCACAAGCCUCCCUGACUCCUCAAACUCGGGACCACAGCACAGGGAAGACCAUCUUUGGGGAGCUCAGAAGUAGCAGGAAUGAGCGGGAGGGGGAACUGGCUCCGUCCUCAGGAGAGCCGCCUGCUGGAGCAGGUCCCAAGCUGAGAAGCAUCUUGAGGAUCGUGAGGGGUCGCUGAAUAAACACAUUU
Messenger RNA from Propithecus coquereli (Coquerel's sifaka), 7078 nucleotides. It is a transcript of the gene POLE, whose product is annotated as polymerase (DNA directed), epsilon, catalytic subunit. Bases 1 to 6855 code for a protein of 2284 amino acids. NCBI's taxonomy places the organism in Eukaryota, Metazoa, Chordata, Mammalia, Primates, Indriidae. The record is from RefSeq and is a predicted model, not a curated record. The transcript has 49 exons. Gene Ontology annotation, biological process: leading strand elongation; DNA replication proofreading; base-excision repair, gap-filling. Gene Ontology annotation, molecular function: single-stranded DNA 3'-5' DNA exonuclease activity; DNA-directed DNA polymerase activity; zinc ion binding. Gene Ontology annotation, cellular component: nucleus; epsilon DNA polymerase complex.